AUGUGGCCAAGAGUUUGCGUCAACAUUCGCCAUUUAGCUAUCUCUCUCUACCGUCUUGGUCUCACAGGACCCAGUCGCGUCAGCUCCAGUCCAAUCUACAGCCCCAAGCCCAGCUUCUUCUGGACUGUCUACCUGAUUGUGAUGACCAUGAUAAUUGUGAGGAGAAUAGCAGUCAAGUCUGUCAGUUUUCGUAACUCUGAAGCUAGCACCGAGAGACCUCGAAUUUUGACUCAACUUCUCCCUCUCGCCACAUCUUUUCGCCUUAGCUGCCUCUGCUCUGUCGGCCUGUCUACAACUUCCUCCAUGCCACACCGGCCCUACCCGACCAUACCCGGUGUGCUAGCCCACCCCCAAAUUGCCCUCAGUCCGCCAGGACCAAGUAGAUCUGCCAACUAUUGUUAUAUUUAA
Molecule: messenger RNA, 408 nt
Organism: Protopolystoma xenopodis
Lineage: Eukaryota; Metazoa; Platyhelminthes; Monogenea; Polystomatidea; Polystomatidae
Source: the annotation of a GenBank genome assembly